This is a messenger RNA of Planococcus citri (citrus mealybug), 1406 nucleotides long. RefSeq names its product zinc finger protein 678-like. The record is from RefSeq and is a predicted model, not a curated record. The transcript has 4 exons. Bases 217 to 1092 code for a protein of 291 amino acids. Lineage: Eukaryota; Metazoa; Arthropoda; Insecta; Hemiptera; Pseudococcidae. Gene Ontology annotation, biological process: regulation of gene expression. Gene Ontology annotation, cellular component: nucleus.
GUUUUUUGUUUUGAAAAACGUACGCGUAGUUAUCGGAAAUUAAAAUAGUUUUCGUUGUAAAUUUUGUAAAUUUAAACUAAAUUUAACUUUAAAUGGUCAUAAAAUUAUUCAAUCGAAGAACUGCUUCAAGUAAUUUUCUUCAUUCUACAUUUUUUAUAAGCAAUCAUUGAUACAGAAAUAGAUAAACUAAAAUUUCGAUCACAAGUGAUCGAAUGGAUGAAAAUGAAUAACACAAUGGUGGAUACAUCGCUGAAUAUGGACGCAGAAGGAAUGCUGAUGAAACCGGAGUGUCUUCUAGACCUACAUUGUAUGAAUUCGGACUAUAUGCCCAAGUUUGAUCAUGGAGAGUUCAGGUUUCUGAAUGGUCUGGAGACUAGGGGGUUUCAAAAAUCCCCUAUAAAAGACGUGCUUCAUAAAUCGCUUACUUCCGUGCCAAAAAACAAUGUCAAUUUCCCGCUUACAACGAAGGUCAACUCGACGGAGAAACCAUACCAGUGUGACACAUGUAAGAAGAGAUUUUCGCAGCAAUCAAAUCUAUGCAAACAUAUCCUCAUUCAUUCGGGACUCAAACCUUAUAUCUGUGAUAUAUGUAGUAAACGAUUCACCCAACAAGCUAAUCUAGUUAAACACCGAAGAAUACACACCGGAGAUAAACCAUUCGAAUGUAAAGUAUGCGGUCGUUGUUUUUCGCAGAAGGCCAACCUAAAUAAACAUUCUUUACUGCAUACCGGUGAGAAACACUUCCGGUGUGAGUUUUGUGAUAAAUCUUUCGUACAACAGGCGAACUUAGAACGUCAUCGACGAACGCAUACCGGUGAAAAACCUUACUCUUGUACUAUUUGCGAUAAGAGGUUUACUCAAAGGGGUAAUUUAACUAAGCACAUGUUGAUUCAUUCGGUUAAAAACGAACCUAUCCAGGAUCAAUUCACGCCGCCGAAACAAACGAACAAAAUGGAUAUGGGAGUAAAUCCGUUUCGUAAAACCGAAUACGAUCCGAAUAUGGCGCUCAAAUUAGGGGGUUAUGAUGGUUACCAGUUUAGCGUUCCUGUUAUAUUAUCGACGAAGGAAGGGUUUUUUCUAAAACGUUUAUAAAAUAUGUCAAUUUUUUAAAUCAUAAUAACGUAUGAUUACGUUGGGUGUUUUUUUUUCUAAUACAGUAUUAAGUCAGAGUAGUUAUUAUGGUACGUGUAUUUUAGUAAAUUAUUUUAUAUCUAGUCGGUACUUUAUGUGUUUUAUACAACUGGUUUCAUUUUAUGAAUUUUAUCCAUUUUCUUCUCGUCUGCAAGUCCGCGUAUUAAAUUUACCUAAGUAUGUAUCUAUUUUUGACCACAUCUGCGUCCUGGUUUUGAUCUAUUUUUUUCGAAAAUACGUUUUGUAAGUGCUGCAAAUGAAUGAUCUUGUUUAAA